This is a messenger RNA of Anopheles marshallii, 1254 nucleotides long. It is a transcript of the gene ab, whose product is annotated as protein abrupt. The coding region runs from base 1 to 1254 and encodes 417 amino acids. Lineage: Eukaryota; Metazoa; Arthropoda; Insecta; Diptera; Culicidae. The record is from RefSeq and is a predicted model, not a curated record. The transcript has 3 exons.
AUGCGCGUCCGUGCCACCGAUCCCCGGCCCUGUCCGAAGUGUGGCAAGAUCUACCGUUCGGCUCACACGUUGCGUACCCAUCUGGAGGACAAGCACACGGUCUGUCCCGGGUAUCGGUGCGUGCUGUGCGGUACGGUUGCCAAAUCCCGCAACUCGCUCCAUUCGCACAUGUCCCGCCAGCACCGUGGCAUCUCGACCAAGGAUCUUCCGGUGCUGCCGAUGCCGAGCCCGUUCGAUCCGGAGCUGGCAUCCCGUUUGCUGGCCAAGGCGGGUGUGAAGAUUUCGCCGGCCGAAUUGCGUGCCCGUGCCUCGCCGACCGGCACGCGACGCAACGAUGGUAUGAAGCUGGAGCUACGAUCUGGGGAUGGUGGUGAAGAUUUUGACGAUCCGGAAGAUUUGACAAUGUCCCAGAGCAGUCACAGUGAAUCGCAGCGACGCUUCCACGAGAGCAUGAUGGGGAUGUCACCGACUGGUUUCAACCAUUUGAACUCAACCACUAUUACACGUGUACGACCAGGAGAAGGAACGCCCAAGCUCGGUUUGGAUGGACUGGGACGUGACGGUGGUAAUGGAAAUGGUGGACCUGGCAAUGGAGGCCCCGGUGGCAACGGGAACGGAGGCAACGGAAUGGGUGGAACGGAUCGCCACGGAGGUCCCGGCGGCCCAAUGAACCACAUGCAGUCGAAUACCCCGACCGGAUCGGCCAUUUUGGACACGUAUUUGCAAUUCAUUACCGAGAAUGCAUUUGGUAUGAGCGGUAUGACCCAAGAGCAGGCGGCCGCCGCAGCACUGCAGGCAGCGAAGAUUGCACACCUCAAAACGCUCGGUCACAAUCUCGAUCAGCUACCACCGGGCUUUCUGCCACCGCAGCUCGAUUUAGCCAAGCUGACCAGCAACAACAACCAGAACAAUCCGGACCUAUCGUCGCUGGCAAAGCUGCAGUCCUCGCCGAACGUGACGAUCGAACCGACCGGCACGGGGAACCGCGGCAACGAAACCGAUCGUCUCCUCCAAACGAGUAACCAUCAAAAGUUGCUAGCACUCGCCGCCAGCAGUGCCGGCGGUGGUAAUAACCCGGGCAACCACGGUUUAAACAACAACAACAGCAUACUGAACAGUGAUGCGAUCCGGCGUGGCGGUUCUUCCGAACCGAUGGAUCUCGGGCUGGAGGGUACCGGUGCGCACGACGACGACGGCAAUAGUUCGGCUGACGAACGGAACUAUUCGGACGAUGAGAGCAUCGCAACGCACUAG